AUGAUUUUCCUAACAAUUCUGCUAUUACUGGUGGGCUAUGCACUUCUGAGGAUGUGGUUGACUCGAAAGUCGCUCCCACCCGGUCCCAUCCCGAUUCCUUUCGUUGGAAACCUACAUCAGUUGGCUUAUAAAAUUAUGGUCGAAAAGAAAGACUUCGAUUACGGUAGCGUGCAUACAUUCUGGUUUGGACCCGUUGCUACAGUACAGAUCUGUGAUUAUCCAAGUGCAGUUGAAGCUAUGAUAAAAAAUGGUUCCGCUUUUGUAAACAGGGCUUUGCCAUUUCUGUUUGAGACCUCGCGAGGCGGUCGAGGAAUUCUGGCCUCGAAGGAUUCAUUUUGGACAGAGCAACGACGAUUUUCAUUGCACACUUUACGUAAUUUUGGAUUGGGGAGGAAUAUCAUUGAGGAGCGGAUCAUGUACGAAUUGGAUUUCACGUAUCAAAUGGUCGAUGGGCAAGUAUCUUUAGACCCUAACCACUUGUUCGAUCUACUCGUUGGGAACAUUAUCAACAGGAUUUUGUUCGGAGAGCGUUUCGAAAAAAAAAAAGGUUCGGUCAACUUCUGUGAAGUAUGGGUUCUGGACUCAACGAUAACGCUUACGAUUUGUAGGAAAAAAGAUAUCGCUGAAGGACUUCAUUCAUUGGAAGGCGAAGGGAAUGAUUUUGUUGAUGCAUUCCUCAUACAAAUGGAGAAGAAUAAAAAACUCGGUCUCCAAACAAGCUUUGAUGAUGAGUCACUGACGCAUACACUGCUUGAUCUAUGGGCAGCCGGUCAAGAAACCACGGCUACAACACUGAAAUGGGCAUUUGCAUACCUUCUCCUGCACCCAGAGGUGACAUCGAAAGCAGUACAGGAGCUUCGAAGCGUAACUCAUUCCAACAGGCCUCUAUCUCUUGCGGACAGAACCAACACUCCAUACUUCAAUGCAGUACUUACCGAAAUUCAUCGAUGUGCAGCGAUCUUCCCAAUGAAUCUUUCGAGGAGGACCGAAGGAGACACUUCUGUCGGGAAGUACACAAUACCUGACGGAACCUCGGUCAAUGUACAGUUGGCUCUUAUUAUGUCAGACACUGCAUAUUUCCCAGACUAUGCUGAGUUCAAUCCGGACCGAUACAUGGCAGGACAGAAGUUAGAAGAGCAAGUCAUUCCAUUUGGAAUAGGACGGCGGGCAUGUCUUGGAGAAUCUCUAGCCCGAGCAGAGUUAUAUCUAAUAAUAGGAAAUCUCCUUCUACGGUUCGAUAUAUCGACUAACCCAGACCAUGCACCAAUGGACAAAGCCAAAUCUGUGUUUGGAGUCGUUCGGAAAGUGUCUCCGUAUCAUAUUGUUUUCAGUCGCUCAUAA
Messenger RNA from Haemonchus placei, 1341 nucleotides. The record is from the annotation of a GenBank genome assembly. Lineage: Eukaryota; Metazoa; Nematoda; Chromadorea; Rhabditida; Trichostrongylidae.